Xiphophorus couchianus (Monterrey platyfish) is the source of this 1837-nucleotide messenger RNA. Its product is annotated as agouti-signaling protein-like. The record is from RefSeq and is a predicted model, not a curated record. Gene Ontology annotation, cellular component: extracellular region. Gene Ontology annotation, molecular function: neuropeptide hormone activity; type 1 melanocortin receptor binding. The coding region runs from base 1021 to 1497 and encodes 158 amino acids. The transcript has 3 exons. Gene Ontology annotation, biological process: positive regulation of feeding behavior; adult feeding behavior; hormone-mediated signaling pathway. NCBI's taxonomy places the organism in Eukaryota, Metazoa, Chordata, Actinopteri, Cyprinodontiformes, Poeciliidae.
GUGAAUUAUUGGUAAUCUAGAUUUUUUGUUGUUCGUGAUGCUCCCUUUAUUCUCUCCAACUUAGAUUUUAUGUGUCUUUGUCCGAAGCAUCUUAUAACGAGUUUGUGCGACGUGGUUUACUUCACAACCUGGUUGUUUUAGAAUCAGGUAUGUCUUAAGAACAGCACUGGUGUCAUUUUUAUGCACAAAUAUGCCAGACUGGAAAAAUUUCCCUCGUUUAUUAUUAACACUUUUAACCAUUUGCUAUGAUUUGCAUUCCAGAAGUUGGGUAUUCAUUAAAUCACUCAGAUUUGCUCUGGGCUGAUUGAAAAUUUUUUAUCUUAUUUUGCAAUUAGAUCAUUUAAUAAUUGUUCAAGUAUGCUAAAACGUUACGUUUUUGUCUCUUUAAAAAGCCCCUGAAGCUCUUUAGGAAACUGAAUCUGUCCAUUCAGAGCAUAAUCAAGUCAUGUCAAGCUGGACUUUAUAUUUAUGUUAACGGCUUUAUAUAUUAAGUUGGUGUCGAACCUUGUAGCUCCUCACUUGUGUUGUGUGAGCUGCCAUCUUGACCAGCUCACACUUUAAAAACAGAUUUAUUCGCAAGGCGUUUCUUCUUUAAACACAGGCUAAACGAAUGAAAACAUUUUUUCAUUAUUGAGUAUUGUUACAAAACUGCAAGUUGUACGAUUUCUCACUGCAAUGGGAAACGGCAGCACAAAAACUUUGGGCUAUUUCAUUUGCACAACUGACAAUGAUUUAGACAGUAAUACUUUUAAAACAGUCAUAAACAGGAUCACAGUAGAGCUCCAGCUUGACAGAAUUUAUUUUAUUUAAACUAUUUUAAAGCAAACGAUGAACUCCUCACCUAUAAGUGUUAUAAAUACACGCAGAGUCUUUACUGGAAACACACACGUCACUGGUGUUUGUUCUGCUGACAGGCAGGAAGGGGUGUGUGUGCUGGAAGUGUGAGCCUGCCUUUCGAAUAAGUACGAGCUGAGGACCACAGGGAGGCAGAGAGCAGGACUCCUUCCACUCACAGUCAGUAUGAAGUCGGCAGUUCAGUGUUUGUGCUUUUUGCAUUUCGCCCUGCUGAGUUUUGGACUGGACACGUACGUUUCACUCAGCAGAAGCAAAACCUCUCACAGUCAUGGGUAUAUAAACCAAGACAGAGUGAGAACACUGUUUACCAGGAGGGCACUGUAUGAACAGCAGAAGAACCACGAGACAAAAAAGUCCCGCAUUGUUCCUCAUCCUCCGCCUCAAAACGACACUUCUCGUCCCAGAGCGGGGGUGCCGAAGCCCCCGGUGAAGCCGAAGCCCCCGGUGAUGCCCAGGUGCUCCCUGCUGGGGCAGAGCUGCGUGCCGCUGUCCGGCUGCUGCGACCCGUGCGCAACGUGCCACUGCCGCUUCUUCAACGCAAUCUGCUUCUGCCGCCGAGCGGAGCGCGCCAGGUCACGGUGUGGGAGCAAGAAAACAGCGAAGCGAAGGAAGGCGAGGAAAAAGUCAAAGACGCAACCCUGAACACGCACCUGGUCCAGUGGAGGAAAAGAAAAGAAACAAGUGCCAGUCGAAAGCUUUGGACACUUCAAAAAAAACGUCGGCACGUGGGAAUUCAGUUUUAUCCCUCUUGUAGGAGGCAGCUGCUUGGAUUAACUAAACCGCCAUGACUGAGAUUAAAAUCUCUAGAAGUAUUUGCAGGGUAUUAUCAGUCAUGCAAGUGUUGUAUUGUUGAUGCAACUUUUGUAUAAUAAGCAUGUUAUGUUUAGUGAUUACAUCAAUGUUCCAGUGAAAAGGACUCACGUUUUUUGUCGUGUAAGUUGGCAGCUUUAUGUUAAUAAAGUGCUUUGGGUUUUUUUGUUGA